GAAAGUGCAUUCUGCUUACUUAAAAUAACAACUUGUCAUUUCCUGCAUUGCAUUUCAAGAAUGUUAAAAGACCUCAAAUGAACUGAGCUGAGAACAAGGUUAAACUCGGAAAGACUUGCAUGCAACUGAGUUGAAAACAAGAUUAAACAUUCAGAUCUAGGAUUCUGAUUUCACUGUGUGUCAGCUCUGAGGGUUUACUGCCAGAAAAAGUAAGUAUUUUAUAAGGCAAAAUGAAUCUCAAAGAAUAUUUCUCAAGAAUCCAUUUUGUUGGUUCUUAUGAUACAGCUGAUCUUACGACCCUAAAUCAAAUUCACGAGCAACAUGUUAAGCAUAUACCUUUUGAGAAUCUAAGUAUUCACUCUGGAGAGAAGAUAGUCACUAACAUAGAAGCAUGUUUCAACAAACUAAUAAAGAAAAAACGUGGUGGUUGGUGUUCUGAAAACAAUAGUGUUUUAGCUUGGGUGCUGAAAAAGCUAGGAUAUGACAUUACACUUCUUGGGGCAUGUGUUUAUGAUACUAGACAAAAGGCUUAUCCUACUAUGAAGACACAUAUUAUAAUUAAGGUAGUCAUAGAUGGAAAUACCUAUAUUGCAGAUGUAGGUUUUGGUUUCUCCAAACAAAUAAGGCAGCCACUGGCGAUGAUAUCUGGAAAGGACCAGCCUCAGAUCCCUGGUAUAUUUCGUCUAACUGAAGAAAAUGGAUUCUGGUGUGUGGACAAAAUAAGCAGAAAGAACCACCCCGAGCAGAGUUAUCAUGACCCUUCUCUUCUUGAAAAAAGCAAUGUUGUUAAAAUGUAUGGUUUUACUCUGGAACCAUUCAGCAUUGAAAAAUUUGAUUCAUGCCUCAGUUACUUGCAGGAGUCUCCAGAGUCAUUGUUCACAAACAAGUCCAUAUGUAGUCUACAGACAACUGACGGACUCAGAACUUUGGUUGGGUGGACCUAUGGCGAGAUAACAUAUAAAUACAAAGAAGACAUGGACUUGGUUAUUUUCAAAACCCUUACUAAUGAAGAAGUAGAAAAUACACUGAAAGAAAAAUUUGGCAUUACAUUAGAAAACAAAUUGGUCCCAGUCAAUAAUGCUAUAUACUUUACAGUUUAAAUAACAAGAUAGCUAUUUACAAAUUGUAAACAUUCAGAAUGAUUAAAUGCUAUGCUGUACUAAAGAGUGUUACUUUUGCACUAUGCUAAUGUCUGCUCUAUUAAUCUACAUUUUCAUUGUUUAAUGUAUAAGGUUAUAGGUGUGAGAGAGCCACCUGCUUCAGUCUGCUUAAUUUAAAUACCUCUCUAACUGCCACUUUUCAGUGAAUUUCCACUCCUCAGCCUGAUUUUCAUGCCUUUAUUCAGUGAGUCAGCGAUAAUUACUGCUUAACUCCUCUAUGACAAAAACAAUGCUUUUUGGUAUUAGGCAAAAGCUCACUUCUAUUUUCAGACUUCUACAAAUUAUUGAUCAUCUGAAUAACACUAUUGAAAAUGUCACUUCAUUCCAGUAUCUAGGGAUUUGGUUGGACCCCCACUUAAGCUUCCAUCUCCACCUGGACUACUCACACACAAAAAUCAACUCUCCUAUGCUGGGCAUAUACAAUCUCCUCUUUUCUAUCCAGACCCUGUAAGAAUGCUAUAGGUAAUGGUAUCUUACUUGCACAACUGGAAUAUGGUCUCCCUGUAAUUGCUGCAGCCUC
This is a messenger RNA of Protopterus annectens (West African lungfish), 1680 nucleotides long. RefSeq names its product arylamine N-acetyltransferase, pineal gland isozyme NAT-10-like. The transcript is spliced from 2 exons. Bases 231 to 1100 code for a protein of 289 amino acids. Gene Ontology annotation, molecular function: acetyltransferase activity. NCBI's taxonomy places the organism in Eukaryota, Metazoa, Chordata, Ceratodontiformes, Protopteridae. The record is from RefSeq and is a predicted model, not a curated record.